GCCAGGCGCUGGGAAAUGGGCGGGAAGGGAGCGCGGCGGACGCGCCACGCCCCUGGCGGUGCGAGCCUACGCCCUCUUCCAAUAAACGCCGCCUGUCGCGCGCCCGCGGUCUCCCAUUGGUCGGCCCUUGCCGGGAGGCGGGGAAAAGAAGCCCCAGCGGCGGGAGGAUGCCUGGCCAAUCACCGGGUCCACCGCGCGCGCCUCUGGUUGCCCUUGGAAACCUAACACCCGGCAGCCGGCUGUCGGCGUCCGCGGCGCUGGCUGGUCCGCAGUGGGGGUGCGAGGGGAGAUGGACCCAUACUCCGAGCACACUGAGGACCCUGAGGGGGAACACCGAGAGGCGCAGAGCCUGGCCUCGCGGGCAUCGGGGACCAAGGCCAGCUCUGGCCCCCAGUCCCCGGCCGAACCCGCGGAACCGGAGCCGAAGGCCGUCGAGACUUCGGAGGCAGGCGCAGCUGCGGACGAGUUCGCCGAGCCCCGAGAAGGGCAGGCGGCCGCAGAGGAUGAGAGCGAGGAGAGGCCCGGAAAAACGAAGCGGCCGGCCGAGGCCGACCCAGGGGAGCCCGCCGAGGCCGGGCCUGAGCAGCCAGCCCUGCCGGGAUCCGAAGGCGGGCCCGAGAAACAGGAGGAGGACCAGGGGGAAGAGGCCGAGGCGGCGGAGGGCAGGAGAAAGGAGACCCCGCCGCAGGGCUCUGCGCCUCCGUCCACGCCCAGCCAGGAGGAGGCUGCUCCGGUCCGGGAGGUCGAGGGGGAGGGGAAGGGCGUGCACCGAAGCCGGGCAGAGAGCGGGGAGGAGCUGACGCGCCCGGGCGAGAGGUUGGAGGGUGAGGGUCACGAACGGACCGAGGAGGAGCGGAAGCUGGAGGAGCGGAAGCUGCAGGAGCAACAGCUGCGCCACGAGCUCCUGGGACAGUACCGCUCGCUGACGGUGGAGCGGAGCCGCUAUCUGCGCUACAACAUUCACCUGCAGCACAAGAUUUUCGAGGCGCUGCGCAAGAAGAAGGGCCUCGAUGCAGCCGAGGUGCCGGACAAGGGCACGGAGCCCGAGGCCCCGGAGAAAGAGCGAGCGUACCUACGCCGUCUGGCCGCGCUGGAGGGGCUGAGGAAGCAGCAGGCCGACGACCUGGGCUGGUAUCACCGCGAGCUGGGCCUGCUGAAGCAGCAGUGCAAGGAGAAGCUCUCCAGGGUGGAGACGGAAUGGCGAGGCUUCCAGGCACUCAAGAAGCAGGUGGCGAUGCAGGCCAUGGGCAGCUGUUGGGUGCGGGGUGGCCGCCAGGCUGCUCUGCGAGAGGUGGAGCAGAUGCAGGCUUUGGAGGACAAGAAGGAGAAGGCGAUGAGCGCGGUCAGACUGGAGAACGUGCAGCUGAGGCAGAGCCUGGCGCAUCUUGAGACCAGGAUGAGGGCUCAGGGGGACUUGACCGAGGGCCUGCCCCUCAUUGACUUUGAACAGCUUAAGAUUGAGAACCAGACCUUCAAUGAGAAAGUGGAGGAGCGAAACGAGGAGCUUUUAAAGCUGCGCAACAAGGUGACCAACAAUGUGCAAAUAAUAACCCAUGUUAAAGAAAAGCUUAACUUUGUGGAUUUAGAAAAUACAUGCAAAAAGUCACAGCUUUUGGAAAUUGAGGCUCAGGUGGCCCUAGGGAGGGACAUCUUGACCAAGACUAAGCAGACUCGAGACAGCCUGCGGAUUGACAACAUCAAGCUGAAUCAGAAGUGUGGGCUUCUGGGCAAGGAAUCCCUCCUUCAAGACAUGGAAGAGAAGGUAGACAAGACUAACUUGCUCAACCGGCGCUUAGAAUCCCUGAAGCGCCACCACGCUGGGCUUUCUCUGUCCUGCAGAGGCGUGAAGCAGAAGGUCAGGGAAGCCAAAGCCUUUCUCCCCUCCUGACACCACUGGUGGGAGAGUCCGCAGACUGUCUUUGAUCUCAGUGAACUCCAGUCUUCAUUAUCUUUUCUUCUCCGUCUGUUGCCAUUCUUCAGAAAGCUGUGAUUAUUUGGGUAGUACUGUAUUUUUUAUUUAUCUCAUAAUUUUUAAGCUUCCAAAUUACUGCUAAGCACAGAAUUGGGUUCGCAGUCAGUGCUGUAUGGGCUUAAACAGGUCCAGAGAAACAAAUGAGAGAGAUGGCUUGAUGUGCCUGAUUUCUCAUAAAAGCUGUCAAAAGCCUUUUUAUAUCUUAGCAAUUCCAUGAUUUCAAUGACUGGAUCCUGAGAACAACUGUUUGUCUUCCAUAUGUAGGAGGGUUCACUGAAUGGGCAGGAUACCAAAAAAAUUCCUGUGCAUUAAGCUAAUUAUUAAAUCUCCUUUGAAUUUAUUAGUCUGACCUGAGUCAUGGUCUCAGUUCAAAGCCCACUAAUUCCCUUGAUGAAAUUGAUUUGUAUGUAAGUAGCACUAGCUUCUGGUGUACUAAAAAAGAUCCAGGAAACAGGAGAAGUACAGAGAGGAGCUGGAUGUUGUGUCAUCUUUGUCUUGUGAAAUAAAGCUGUUUGCUUUACCAUUCAUGUCUGUUUCUAUCUCAGUGAUAAUCUUCAAUUCCAGUGAAAGGUUUUCUUGGAUCCUCUAAAGAAACACACUGAUCUGACCAAAAACUGAAAUUCUGCUUUCCAGGGAAGACAACAUGAUGAUUGGAUUGUGUGUUUUGCCAGGUGCAAACUGUGGCGUGAGGACUGACUGCCCAUAAGCCAUUUAUUUUCAAGAUUUUUUUGGAUCCUGGCAACAGGACCCUCACUAUGCAAUGUAGGUUUUACUCUCUAUCAAAUAACAAAACUGUCUAUUAUUCCUUGUGUUAAAAGAAAUACUUGAUAGUCUUUCUCCAAAAUCAGUGGUUAACAUUUUUAAUUUUCCUUGAUGUUUUCGGAGCUGGGGGCUCCAAAAGGGUUUUAUUUCUUCUUAAUCUUAGGUUGAAUCUUAGGCACAGAUUUGAGAUUAGAAGUAUUCUCCAGACCUUAAACUUAUGUGGACCAUAAGAAGGGUGAUCCAUUUUUUUGGUGCUAACUACCUUUAAAGAAUAGUUGAGAGCCUGCUCUGGGCAAAUGACUCGGGUAGUCAUGAGAAUGUCACAAUAACUUUAUCUUCUGAUGAAGUGAUUUUUUUUAAAGUGUGUUCCCUUUGAAGCCAAUGAAGUUUGACUGAAAUUCUCUUUCUAACUUCCACAGUUUCACCACACUUUUAUUAUAAUACUGUACUUCCCCCAAACCACACAAACAUAACAAUGCGGGGAGUAAGAAACUUUGUCCUCUUCCAUUCUCCUUUACAAUUUUUGUCUUCUCUCUACCCUAUUCAUCAAGGCCAAAAUGAAGUAGUAAAUAACCAGCAAAUCAAACUGUUUUCUUUAUGCCUCUGGCCCCAAAAGCAGCAAUGGCCCACUGGGUUCUUUUGUGGCUGUGGAGGCUUCAAUGUGAAACUGGCAACCAUGCUCAGUGCCUUCACGAGCAAACGGCUUUCACUGUAAGGGUCCAUCCUUCGGCUCACUUGAGGGACAGAGCCAUUUUCAGCUGAUUAGGACCCACUGGCAGUUAACCAGGUUGAACCAGUCCCUCAUCAGCCUUGAACCCAGUGACGAGGUCUCUGAGGACACCAGGAUACGAAGGAGAUGGAUGAAGUAGGUGUGGUUUUAAGCUGCUAAACUUCUGGUGUUCUCUCAUAUUACCUCAUGCUGGAGAUGUUAACAGUUAAUUAGAGGAGAAAUAAUCUGUUAUUUCCUGAGUUUCUAACUAGAUAGUUCAUUAUCAUGUAAUAGCAACACAUUCACAAUUGUGUCCUUAGAUGGAUUGCCUCUGAGAACACCACAGGCCCCACAGCAUCCGGUCCCCAAUCUGACAUGCUUUGUUCCCCACGGCAGCCUGCGAUUAACCCUAGUCAGCCUCUGACCCGCUACUUCAUGAGUGUCUGCCUAGUUCUCUGUACCCAGUGGGACAAAGACCUCAGAAGGCAAGGUCUGUUAGUUUAUCAUCUGCCCCUAGUAGCCAGCACAGUGCCUGCACAUUAAUGGGUGCUCAAUAUGUCUGUGGGAUUUACACAUUAAUAUGCCAGCCUCAUUUUCUGAAAAGGGCUACCUGGAUGUCCACUAUAUGAGGCAUUGGUAAGUCCUAUGUCAGAUUCAAAAAUUCCAAGUAGAAAGAGGAUUUCUCAAGUAGGACCAAAGAGGGA
Messenger RNA from Manis pentadactyla (Chinese pangolin), 4147 nucleotides. It is a transcript of the gene CFAP184, whose product is annotated as coiled-coil domain containing 96. Gene Ontology annotation, biological process: cilium assembly. Gene Ontology annotation, cellular component: ciliary basal body; axoneme. The transcript has a single exon. The record is from RefSeq and is a predicted model, not a curated record. Lineage: Eukaryota; Metazoa; Chordata; Mammalia; Pholidota; Manidae. Bases 290 to 1888 code for a protein of 532 amino acids.